This is a messenger RNA of Microthlaspi erraticum, 1716 nucleotides long. Lineage: Eukaryota; Viridiplantae; Streptophyta; Magnoliopsida; Brassicales; Brassicaceae. The record is from the annotation of a GenBank genome assembly.
AUGGCGUCGUCACCACUUCUCGCGACGUCACUACCGCAGAAACAGUUGACCACCACCGCCACCGCCACCGCCGGUGAAUUCCGCCUUCAUCCGGCGGAGAAACUCGCAUUUCUAAUCGACAAAUCGGUAUCAGUGAAUGAAGUCCUCCAAAUCCACGCGGCUAUUCUCCGUCAUAACAUCGUCCUCCAUCGUUACCCAGUUCUAAACCUCAAGCUCCACCGCGCAUACGCUUCCCACGGCAAAAUUCGCCAGUCAUUGGCUCUAUUUCACCAGACUAUUUCACCAGACUUGUUCCUCUUCACCGCCGCAAUCAACACUGUCUCCGUUAACGGCCUCCAUGACGAAGCUUUCCUGCUUUAUAUUCGAUUGCUUUCUUCUGAAAUCGUCCCGAACGAGUUCACUUUCUCGUCAAUUUUGAAAUCAUGCUCAACCGAAUCCGGCAAAGCGAUCCAUACCCAUAUCCUCAAACUCGGAUUGGGGCUUGACCCGUACGUAGCGACUGGUCUCGUCGACGUUUACGCAAAAGGAGGAGACGUAAUAUCUGCCGAGAAAGUGUUCGACAGAAUGCCUGAGAGAAGCCUCGUCUCUUCCACGGCUAUGAUCACCUGCUACGCAAAUCAAGGGAACGUCGAUUCCGCGAGAGCUUUGUUCGACGGAAUCCGUGAGAGAGACAUUGUCUCUUGGAACGUGAUGAUUGACGGAUACGCUCAACACGGAUUUCCAAACGAAGCUCUGACGCUUUUCCAGAAACUCUUAACCGAAAGUAAACCAAAUCCCGAUGAAAUCACCGUUGUGGCUACUCUCUCUGCUUGUUCCCAAAUCGGUGCGCUUGAAUCCGGGCGUUGGAUCCAUGUUUACAUCAAGAACAGUCGUCGCAUCAGGCUCAAUGUUAGAGUAUGCACGGCUUUGAUUGACAUGUAUAGCAAAUGUGGGAACUUGGAAGAGGCGGUUUCAGUGUUUAACGAUACUCCGAGGAAAGAUAUCGUUGCGUGGAAUGCGAUGAUUUCCGGUUAUGCAAUGCACGGUUAUAGCCGAGAGGCGUUGAGAUUGUUCGAUGAGAUCAAAGGGUUGCAACCAACGGAUAUAACUUUCAUUGGAUUGCUUCAGGCUUGUGCUCACGGUGGACUUGUAAAAGAAGGACUGAGAAUGUUUGAGUCGAUGAGAGAAGAGUAUGGGAUUAAACCGAAGAUUGAGCAUUACGGAUGUUUGAUUAGCUUGCUCGGCCGUGCUGGGAUGUUAAAACGAGCUUACGAGAUCAUAAGGAACAUGAAAAUGGAGGCUGAUUCUGUGAUUUGGAGUUCUCUUCUCGGAAGUUGUAAACUUCAUGGAGAUUUUGUGUUAGGGAAGGAGAUAGCAGAGUAUUUGAUCGGACAGAACAUUGUAAACUCAGGAAUUUAUGUUGUUGUUUCGGGCUUAUAUGCAUCGGUGAAUGAUUAUGAAGGUGUGGCGAAAGUGAGGAGCUUGAUGAAGGAGAAAGGAAUAGUGAAAGAGCCUGGGAUUAGCACUAUAGAAAUCGAUGAUAAAGUUCAUGAGUUUCGAGCUGGAGAUAGAGAACACUUGUCAUGCAAGGAAAUCUACGAAAUGCUGAGAAAGAUCAGCGAGCUGGUGAAGUCUCAUGGCUACGUUCCAAAUACAGACGCGGUCUUGCAAGAUCUUGAAGAGGCAGAGAAAGAGCAGUCUCUGCAAGUUCAUAGCGAGAGGCUUGCGAUUGCUUAA